This is a messenger RNA of Penicillium brasilianum, 980 nucleotides long. Lineage: Eukaryota; Fungi; Ascomycota; Eurotiomycetes; Eurotiales; Aspergillaceae. The record is from the annotation of a GenBank genome assembly.
AUCAACCAAAGUCAUAUCAACAGUUUCAUCAAUUCCUUUAACAAACAAUCUUAUAGUUUCCCGUUUCAAACCCCGCAGACUCAACAUCAUGCUUGCCCAACAACUUCUCGCUCUCGGUGGCCUCAUCCUCGCCGGCAACGUCGCAAUUGCAGCCAAGCUGGAGCAAGACGACGUUCCGAACCGCUGCUGGAAUGCCUGUGGCUCUGUAGUUGGAGUCUCCAGACGCUGCGAUAAUCAACAUGACAACGACUCUGCCGAAUUGCAGUGCAUUUGCAACUGGGAAGCAGCCAAGACACAGAUUCCUCUCUGCGCUGCCUGUAUCACCCAGUAUGGCCCCCGCGACAAUGACCGUGAUGAUGACGACGAUCACGAUGAUGACAAUGAAGCCCUUGACCUCGUCCACUCCUGCAAAUUCAGCACCACUACCUACAACGCUGCUGCUGCCACUACUCUAAGUGCCGCAGCUACUGGCACUACUGAUCCCGCAGCGGCAGGUGCUACCGCCACUGCAACUGGUGGAACAACCUCCGUCGCUGGUUCUGCUAGUACCUCGUCUCAAGGUUCCACCGGGACUACCAGUAGCGCGGUCGCUGCCACUUCCACCGGUGCUGCGGUGGGCUUGACAGCUCCAGGAGUUCUCUCUCUGGUUGGAGUUGCUGGUCUCAUGCCUCUCGCUUGGUUGUAGAUGACAGAUCUCCGAAUUUGGUUGGAUAUCAAUGUGAUAUGAUGUGAAUGAGAAUGGAACACGGCACGCUAUGAGUUGCUUAGAGGGUGGCCACGAGAAUGUUCACGAGGAUGGUUUUAUGAAUUAUUCAGAUCUAGUGUUGACUUUUUGAGUAUUAUCACUGCUUAAUCAUUGGGUUACGUUCGUUCUUUUGAGAUUGUGCAGUAUUGAAGACCUUUACAUCAUGAGGUAGGGUUCACCACUGGACCCUGCUUGAUAGCCGGCCAAGGCGGCACUGUAAAUUUCUCCAGGGGCA